Molecule: messenger RNA, 4591 nt
Organism: Chara braunii
Lineage: Eukaryota; Viridiplantae; Streptophyta; Charophyceae; Charales; Characeae
Source: the annotation of a GenBank genome assembly
GCAACAGGCAUGAAGUCAUCUUAUGACGAUCACGUCUCCUCUUAUUCUGUGCCGAGUUGAAACCUCUUCUUCUUCUUCCUCUUCUUCCUCUUCUUCUUCUUCCUCUUCUUCUUCUUCUUCUUCUUCUUCUUAUUCUAGUAUUAUUGUUCUUCUAGGCUGCUACUUCCUGUUUGAUCGAUCAAUCACACAGCAACGAAGGGUCGAUGACUGGGAGAUAGACAGGAAGAGCGGGAGACUGAGCUAUCGACGACGGAUCAAUCCGCUUCUCUCUCGGUUGCACUUUUCUUGUAUGUUAGUUAUGUUCAUGCGUUCACGAAGAGCGCGAGAGUGAGAUAUCGACGACGAAACGCCCAGCUGGAACUGUGGGCUCGGAUCCUCUUCCUUCCCGAUCAGGUCGCAGGGGAUUCAUUCCCCUUUGGAUGCCUUUACUGGUCGGUCAGUGCUCUGAUUAACCCUCCGUACACGCAGAACGCUGAAGACUCGGUCGUUGCCGGUUGCUGAGCCGAGAGGGGUCAUCUCGAGGGGUCAUCUGCUUGUCAUCCCCGCUGCCUAGGUAGCAGGCGCUUUGCAAUGACAGAGGGCGCUGUUUGUCAUCAUCGUUCUGUAGAUGAUCGUGAACCAGAAUGAUUGCCAAAGCAGCGUUUGCCGUUGACGUCAGUGCCAAAACGCCGGUGCCGCAGUGCCUGGGCUUUAGGCGUGCGCAAUUGCUUCCGGGAUCGCUGUUGAAGUAAGGUCAUGUGUACGUACUAUACUAGGUGAUCACGAACAGAACGGAACGGAACAGAACGGAACAGAACGGAACGGAUUGGCAAAAGCGCGCUGGUAUGGACUGCUUGGGUUUCAGACGCGCACACUUGCUGCCGGGAUCGCGGAUCGCCGAAGCAACGUUGCCCGUUGACCUCUGUGUGCUACGACGAUGUGUGUGGACUACUCGGGUUUGAGUGGCGCACAAUUGCUGCAGGGAUCCCGGUUGGAGAGGGGUCGUGUGUAGGUGAUUACGAACGGAACGGAACGGAACGAAACGGAACGGAGCGAAACGUAUGAUCGCCGAAGCGACUUUUUCACUUGAUGUCCGUGCGAGGGCGCCGGUGUGGACUGCUCGCCGGGAUCGCGGUUGGAGUGCGGUCGUGUGUAUAGGUGUUCAUGCCCGGAACGGAGGGGAGUGAAUGAUCGCCGGAGCAACGUUUUCCGUUGACGUCAGUGCAACGACGCGGGUUUUUGCUGCUGGGGUCCACGUGCGCACAGCCGCCGGUGCCAGGAUCGCCGUUGUUAGUCUGGCAUGCGGAAUCGGCGCCGGCGUCGACUGUUCGGGUCCUUAGGCGCGCACAAUUGCCGCCGGGAUCGAGGUUUAUGAGUGUCGUACGCCGACAUCGCUACAGUGAGGUCCGCGUCAGACGGACUAUCACACGUCUGACCUUCGGUGUGUCGGGAUCGCCGCAAUCGUCAGUCUCUCCUUCGUCUGCGAAUCAUUACCGGAUUUCUCUUGUAUCAGCGCAAUCCCGUUCAUCCCGUUGAUAGAUUGCUGCCUUCAGGCUCCAUGCCCCUCCUGUCCAUUUCCCUACUUGAUGAUCGGGGGAUUUACUCGUCCUUCAUCGAAAACGUGCGUCCUGUUCAGAUCUUCCCUUGCUGCGUCUCUUUGAUUGGUCCCAUCAUCUGCACCCCUCUCCUGUGCUUGUUCUGCGUCGCGGACGCCAAGCAGACACGUAGUACGCAUCCCGUUAGUACAUAAACUAAAGCUUUCCGUUGAGCCCCCCCUCUUACUCUUACAUAUGACAAAUUUGACGUCAUGACUCACUUGCGUUGAUCUUCGCUUGUUGUCUUUGUUCUUUUGCUUUGAUCUCUGCUUUGCUUUGCUGAGAAUCGUUUUCUUUUAAUCAUUUUUUUUGCGUUGUUAGAAAGCGAUCGUUCUGGUGGCGGGGAGUUCCAAGCAGAGUUCCAAGCAGAGUUCCAAGAGUGCCAAGAGUGCCAAGAGUGCCAAGAGUUCCAAGAGUCCCAAGAGUUCCAAGAGUGCCAAGAGUUCCAAGACUUCCAAGAAGACUUCCAAGAGAGGAGUUCCAAGAGUUCCAAGAGUUCCAAGAGUGCCAAGGGUCACAUGGAACCCUCCGAGGGAAUCCCAGUGUUCGUGUCCCCGGGAGUUCCAGUCCUGAUCCCAGAGGGGCAGGGGGACACCGGCCUCCGCUUGAAACGAGUCUUAGAAAUUGCCGAAGUGAUCGUGCGUAAAUUUGUUGCCCGCCAACGGGCACCCGUACCCGGCGCCGCCGCUGAAUCAGCUGUGGAUCCGACACUUGCUUAUCUCCUCAUUUCAAUCUUUCCUAAUUUGGUAACUCUCCUCGUUCGCGCCAAUUCCAACUCUCCGACUACCAGCACUAUUAUAACUACUAGUCCUCCUUCUCCUCCCCCCCCACCGCCGCCGCCGCCGCCGCCGCCUCCACCUCCUCCCCCUCCCCCUCCCCCUCCCCCUCCCCCUCCUCCUUCUACUAGUACUGCUCCUACUACUACUGGUACUACUMCCAGUACACCUCCUCCUCCUCCUCCUCCUCCCCCUCCUUCUACUACUACUGGUACUACUACCAGUCCUCCUCCUCCUCCUACUACUACUACUACUGCUUCUACUACUACUGGUACGACUACCAGUCCUCCUCGUCCUUCUACUAGUACCUGUCUCUUAUACACAUCUAGAUGUGUAUAAGAGACAGCCUCCCCCUCCUUCUACUACUACUGGUACUACUACCAGUCCUCCUCCUCCUCCUACUACUACUACUACUGCUUCUACUACUACUGGUACGACUACCAGUCCUCCUCGUCCUUCUACUAGUACUGCUCCUACUACUACUGGUACUACUACCAGUACUAGUACUAGUACUAGUUGUACGGACAUGCCUAUGGAUAAGAUGGUAUCCGAAUGGGACCGAGAUAUAGAAAAACGUGUGAUGAGAAUGAUCAGAUCUCUUCUCCCUCUUGCGAUCCACUUCGUGAACAACCACCCGUCCGGCGUUCAUCAAGUUCAACCUUUUCCUGUCUUCGGCGACUUGUCCUCGUUGUCUUCUUCGUCGUCGUCAGCGUCGGAGUUGUAUGAGGUCGUUCACCGGAAGCUUCACGAGCUAUUAGAAUGGCAGCGAGAGCAAAAAGUGGGUGAAGAAGUCGUUAAGGAGAGGGAUGAUCUCUUGGCUGCCAUGCGAUCAGCACAGUGGAUAACGCCAGUCAUCGUCGAGGAUUCAGCCGCGGCAGCCCACGUUGUACCGCAGCCGGAUGCAAGAUCGGAUUAUUCGUAUGGUCAGCUCUGUAUUCAUUUGGCCGUCGCUCUACCUUGUCUUUUUCUAAUCGCGCUGGUAAUUUCUGGGCUGGGCUGCUUUCGGUGAGUCCGUCGAUCGCUUAAGGUGAGUCUGUCGCGCAUUUCGUCAUGCCCGAGGAGCAUAUUGUGUGGCUGCUCUGCUUAAUUGAGGUGAGUCCGUCGAUCUCUCGCACGCUGACAGAUCGUGCAAAGAAGAAAAGAUAAAAAAAGAACAGGAAAAGAUAUCGCAGGCUCAGGUAUGAGUACGCAUGCCAACGCAGACACAGGAGGAUUCCGAAGAGCUGGUGCCAGCCUUCCACCGAGUGCCGUAUAUGCGCUUCUGCCCAGUCGAGGGCUGCUUGUCCGGACGGAAACUUAUCUUGAUUGCGUUCGUUUACCGUUCGCUAUGUACAAUUAUGGUUAAUUGAGGUUUGAAAUAAAGCGACUGAUAUUACUAUUAUAAUUUAUUACUACCGGUAGUAGUAGUACUGAAUUUCGUUUCGGAAGCCUGCUCUCUCUCUCUCUCUCUCUCUCUCUCUCUCUGUGUGUGUGUGUGUGUGUGUGUGUGUGUGUGUGUGUGUGUGUGUGUGUGUGUUGUCAUGUUGGCGAUAGACAACUCUACAAAGAAAAGCAUUACUGUGGCAGACUGUUUCUUUGGACUUUCACGGAAGUUUCACCGAUUCAGCAGGAGGUUCAACUUUCAACUUCCAACAUCGACAGUCUGCCGAGGAUGCAUUUGACUAAAUUCAAUGCAUAAGGACUCACCACAUUGCACCAAAGUUCGCGAUACCCUUGAGAAAUUUAAAGUGAUCGACGUCACUCACACCGACCCUGUGUGUGUGUGUGUGUGUGUGUGUGUGUGUGUGUGUGUGUGUGUGUGUGUGUGUGUGUGUGUGUGCACGCGUGCGCGUCCGCAUGUGGCGGAUCAUAUGGCUCUGCCGGGGAACUGUGGCGCGACAAGCGAUGACUCACUAUGGAGUCUCGAUGUUUUCUAGAGUGAAUCUGACAGCUCAUGAAUGGAAUUUCAGGACGCGGCAUCAAGAGUUAGUGCAGUGGUGAUGAACUCUUGAUUUCUCAAGAUCCAAGAGUAGUGCAGCGAGGCCCCAGGUUCAAGGAUCGUGCAUCAUCUCUGAGCUCCGCAAGAGGCUGGGCUUGUUUUGGCUUCGUGUCUAUUCUACCUACGGGACCAGGCUGUGGGCCUGAUCUCAUAGACCAUGCGGUCGUUUACGGGACCGGGCUGUGGGCCUGAUCUCACAAGCCAUGUGGUUGUCUAGUUCUGUACCGGUGUCUGUAAAAGCCCAGUAAAUCCCAGUAAGUCCG